Messenger RNA from Psylliodes chrysocephalus, 1894 nucleotides. NCBI's taxonomy places the organism in Eukaryota, Metazoa, Arthropoda, Insecta, Coleoptera, Chrysomelidae. The record is from the annotation of a GenBank genome assembly.
UGUUUAAUGUUUACAUGUUGUUGACAUUCAAAGCCGAUUGGUAAAUUAAUAUAACAACAAUCAUAAGUAUAGGAUAUUUUAUUUUGUGGAGGCAUUAAUAUAUUGGAUUCGUAGAAUAAUUGCCAGUUGUCCAGCCAGAUAUUAGAAAGCUGAACCGAAUAUAUUUGAAGCCUUUAAAAUUCUAAAAUGCAAACCAUGAAGGUACAAGUACAACUUAUGCAACCUAACACCGAAUCGGUCUUAGUGACUGAACAUUCUUUACCACACGGCAUUAUUUUCAAAAAUACAAAUCUACUAAACGAUGUUAAUUGUUGGCAUAAGUUUAUUGUACACAAUAGUGAAAAUCAUUCACGCAAUGAGGUGUUACAAGCUAUUUUAGACAAAGUACAUCCUCUAGAUUUAAUACCCGUUUCUUAUUGGAAAGAUAAGAAUGGGUCCUGUUUUCUUGCAAGAAAUUGUGGCCCAGCCAUACAAAAGCUUUGCAAAGAUAAUUUGGUUGUUCCAGCUCCUAAGAGUACAAUUCCGUAUAAAAUAUCAAUAAUCCUUAAAUUUGCAACAACAGGAGAAUUUAAAAUAGAUGUACAAAAAAACAUAUUGAAGGUUUUAUCAAAAAGAUAUGACAUGACUACAAGAACGUUGGAUUUGUCCAAUUUUUAUGAAGACCCUGAUUUAACAGAAUUCUGUGCUCUUUCCCAACCAAAAAUUAUGUUUUUUGUUUUGCACUUAACAAAAUCAUUAGUUCCUUUGCCAGAAAACUAUAUAAUGUCCAAUAAUAAAAUUAAAUUACUGAACCCUUUAGAAUCAAUCAGUAAAUUAACUUCUCCAGUUAAAUCUUUGGACUUGAGGAAUAAUUUGCUGGAAAGCUUUGUUCGCCUGAAUGAACUGAAACUAUUCAAAUUGAAAGAUUUAUAUUUAGACGGGAAUCCCCUAUGUGAAAAAGUUACAGAGGCUGAAUAUAUACAAGGAGUAACGAGCUUAGUUAAAGAUUUGGUGACAUUGGAUGGUAUUCCAAUCAGAAUUGGAUCUUUGCCCGUUUCCAAGAAAGUCUUUUUAUGUAAUGAUGAUGGUAAAGAGUUAGUCGAUCAGUUUUUGGAGCACUAUUUUUAUAUUUACGAUUCGCAAAAUCGCAAACUCAUUCAAGAACUUUACCAUAAAAACGCCAUGUUGUCUGUAAAUGCUAUAUACGUCAACUCACAGAUAACAUCUGCAUCAACUAGGCUUUAUAGAUAUAACCAAAUAUCUCGCAAUUUGCAUAAGCUAGCUGAUGUUUCGAUGGUUUCAAAAAAUUUGUUUAGAGGAAAUCAAGAUAUUACAAACAUUCUGACUAGUCUACCUGCUACCGAACAUGAUCCAUAUUCAUUUCUGGUUGAUCUCAUUCAUUAUACUCCGCGUUGUGCAAUUAUUGGGGUAUCCGGAGUAUUCCGCGAGCGCGCAGAAUCGCUUUUAGAAACUGAAAAAGUGUACGGAUUUAGAAGACUUUUUACAAUAGAAACUGUCAAUCACAGCGGCUUGUGUUUCAUAACGAACGAAGAAUUCCACGUUUAUAACGCGAUGACUUGGCAAGUGAUGAACAGUUUCCAAGUAGCUAAGCCUAUUAAUGCCGUGACUUUAUCAUCGACGAUUCCACAAACUGAAAAGGAUCAACAGAAAGUUAUCGAAGCGCUUAAAGUUAUCUCCACUUUGAACACAGAAUGGUCGAAAAAGUGUUUGGAAGAGUGUAACUACGACUUAAAACGAGCGUUAUCUCUGUUUGUAGAUUUAUAUAAACAGAAUCGAAUUCCCGAGGAAGGAUUUGAAGAUGCUAAGAAAAAAGCGUAAUGAUUUAUAACUUUAAGAUGUGCGUGCUUAUUUGGAUGUUUUAAUUAAGUAAUGUUCGUUUGAUUAAUUAAUAGAG